This is a messenger RNA of Strongyloides ratti, 1263 nucleotides long. RefSeq names its product Myc-type, basic helix-loop-helix (bHLH) domain-containing protein. Bases 1 to 1263 code for a protein of 420 amino acids. NCBI's taxonomy places the organism in Eukaryota, Metazoa, Nematoda, Chromadorea, Rhabditida, Strongyloididae. The record is from RefSeq and is a predicted model, not a curated record. Gene Ontology annotation, biological process: regulation of transcription by RNA polymerase II; positive regulation of myoblast differentiation; muscle organ development. Gene Ontology annotation, molecular function: DNA-binding transcription factor activity, RNA polymerase II-specific; protein dimerization activity; RNA polymerase II cis-regulatory region sequence-specific DNA binding. The transcript has 5 exons.
AUGCCAACAGCGAGAGAUGUUUAUAAAAUGAAUCAGAAUUGUAGUUAUGAAAGUGUCUAUCCACCUUAUCAUACAACAACAACAACUUCAAAUGCAUUGUCAAGGCAAACAUCUGUAACUGUAAAUGAACUUUCAAACAUUAUGCAGCCAUCAAUUAUGGUAUUUCCUGCAAAUGGAAAUAAUAGUAUUACGGGAGUUGAAUAUAAUCAAACAUUAAAUGGAUAUGAUCAAUUUCGUUACUCUCAAUCAUAUUAUACUCAGUAUUCGGGAAAUAAUCCUCAUGUUCCACAAAAUUGUUAUACGGAUUUAUCGUCUUUCAGUUUACCAAUAAAUGUUAACAAUAAUAAUAGUAAUAAUUUACAAAAUAGUUUAACAAAUACAGGAAAUCAAUCAACAUUGACAUUUACUACUAGUAAUAUACAAUUUGAUAAUGAUACAUCAUUUAAUAAAAAUGAUAAAGAAAAACUUAAAGAUACAAAUAAAAUUACUUUGCCAAGAAUUCUUCCAAAAGAUGGUAAUAAGACUAAAAAUUUAGUAAAUGAUUCACAAACAUCAAUUCAAGGUUCAUCAACAAUUUCGCAACAAUCUAUAAAUUUGGCACAUGAAGAUUCUUGCUCACCUUCAUCAACUAUUACAAAUUCUGUCAAUCAUAACAGGAAACAAAAUUCAUUAAAAAAUAAUUUUUCUCCUAAUGGUUAUGAUGAUGAUGAAGAAAAUAUAUUAUAUCAAGGAGGUGGUAAACCAUAUGAUAGAAGAAAAGCAGCAACAUUACGUGAGAGAAAAAGAUUACAAAAAGUAAAUGAAGCAUUUGAAAAUAUGAAAAAACGAACUUGUCCUAAUCCAAAUCAAAGAUUACCAAAGGUUGAAAUUUUAAGAGGUGCUAUAGAAUAUAUCAACAAACUAGAGGAUGUUUUAAAGGCAGAAGGUAAAAUGACAAGGAUAAUGGCAGUAAAUGAAGGUAUUGCUAUUGACAAAGAUUCCUCUGAUUUCAUUAUAUGUAUUCCAAAUACCUGUCGUUAUCCAAAUUCUCAAUCAUUUAUAUCAUCUCAUCAACCAAGCUUAGAAAUAAUUACUAAUGGUAGUAUAUCUCAAGGAACAUCUUCAGUUACUCAGACAGAUAUUAGAAAUAUUUAUCGUGAUAAUAGUCCAAAUAGUCAAAGUACAUCUCAAAUAAUUUGUCAACAAAAUGUUAAAGGAUUAUUUGAUACUACGCCUCAUCAUCAAAAUUCAUGUAAUGAUGUAAAAAAAGAGGUUGAACAAUGA